AUGAACCGCUCAAUUGAGCAGGCGCUCUUGUCGCUGCUGCCCACUCAUAACUCCGAGCUGCCGCCGCCUCUCGCGGACCUGGCCAGCUCCCUGCUCGCGCAAUCCCGCCAUCGCGCGAGCAUCCUCAAGGCAGAGGAGGAAAUCGCCCGACCAUACGCGUGCGCACACCUGGCAUGCGACAGGCUCAAGACCACGCUCAACCUCCCACCCAUCGCCCCGCGGCCGCCAAUCCCCCCGCGCAUCUACAAGCGGCUGUACAACCACCUGGACAAGAUCCUGCCCGCUCCCUCUUCCACUCCAAGCCGCAGCACACCGGGCGGCGCUCUGGGUCUGGGGGGCAGCGGACGCACACGAACCCCCGGCUCCAAGCUGCGCGAGCAGCAGCACAUCCUGGGCACCUCCCCCUGGCCAACAACAGCAGCAGCAACAACAACAACAUCUGUACCGGACACCCCUUCCAAAAAGCGCACCGGAUCAAAAAACAACAACAGCAGUAUCAACGACUCAGUCAACCUCCCGCGCUGGAUCCGCCCAACCCUGCGCCUCCUCCUUACCCGCCUCGGCCCAGCCCACAUCGGCCCCGUGGUCGCGACCGGUCUGGAAUCCAUCAUCACGCCGCGCGGCAAACUCACCGCCGACGCCUGGGUGCGGGACAACUUAGCGGCCGUGGUGGGCGGGCUAUACGUCUACGUCUGGCGGGGCGUGACCUGGCCGGUGGCAGGAGAGAAGGUGGAUCGGGCGCGGUAUGUCAAGUUCCGGAAUGAAGUCGCUUCCUGUCUUGGGGUGGCGAGGGGUCAAGUCGAGAUUCCUCGGAAUAGGGAUGACGAUGAUGAGAAGGAGGAAGCGUGGGAGGGGUGGGGGAAGGUUACGGGGAAGGAGUUGGAUGAGGCGGUGCUGACGGGGAAUCGGCACGGGUGGUUUGACAUGGAGUGGGUGAAGGGGGUUGGGGAUUUGGUGGAGAGGGAGAGGGCUAGAGCGGAGGAGGAUGCGGAUGCGGACGUGGAAGAGGAGGAGAGGAUAGCGGCGGUGCAGAUUAGCCGGCCGGAUACCAUGUUUCAGGAGAGGUAUGAUUACCUGAGCGAGCGGAAGAGGAAGGCGUAUGCCGAGUGGAAGGAGGGGGCCUUGAAGCGGAUCAAGGAGCUAGAGGCGCGGUAG
This is a messenger RNA of Chaetomium strumarium, 1155 nucleotides long. Its product is annotated as origin recognition complex, subunit 6. The transcript has 2 exons. Gene Ontology annotation, cellular component: nuclear origin of replication recognition complex. The coding region runs from base 1 to 1155 and encodes 384 amino acids. NCBI's taxonomy places the organism in Eukaryota, Fungi, Ascomycota, Sordariomycetes, Sordariales, Chaetomiaceae. Gene Ontology annotation, molecular function: DNA binding. The record is from RefSeq and is a predicted model, not a curated record. Gene Ontology annotation, biological process: DNA replication.